CGCACUGCGCACGCGUGAGCCUGGAGUGCUUGGAAUCUCCGGGGCCUUGGUUUCUGUGAAAGUUGCUGCUUCUGCUUUCACGUCCUGUGCGGACUGCCAGGGUUGUCACUUCUGUCGCCCCGCCACUAGCUCCUGCGCCUCGAGCUGGCCCGCGAACUCAUUGGCAAUUUGUGUUUCAAGCCUUGGGUUCCGAUUUGCAGGGAAGGCAAUGGCACAUUCUUGCACAUGCCACUCCCACAUUCUGGCUUUAUUGCUGUGAUUGGACAUGCCUAGAGGACCUUCACCCCAGGGCAUGUGCAUAAGGACACACAGGACUGACGGCAUAUGGAAGAAGAACAUCCCCUUUUCUAUGGAGAAAGUGGCCAGCCAGUACAGGCAACUCUCUCAUCAUUGAAGAUGUUAGAUGUGGGAAAGUGGCCAAUUUUUUCCCUUUGUUCUGAGGAAGAACUGCAGUUAAUUCAUCAGGCUUGUGUCUUUGGCACUGCUGGCAACGAAGCUUUAUACACCACAAUAAAUGAUGAGAUUUUUGUGCUUGGCACCAACUGCAGUGGCUGUCUGGGUUUAGGUGACAUCCAGAGUACCAUCGAACCUCGGAGACUGGAUUCCUUAAGUGGCAAAAAGAUUGCCUGCCUCAGCUAUGGAAGUGGCCCACACAUUGUCCUGGCAACAGCAGAAGGAGAAGUCUUUACCUGGGGUCACAAUGCUUAUAGCCAGUUGGGCAAUGGAACAACGAACCAUGGUUUAGUGCCCUGUCAUAUCUCCACUAACUUGUCAAACAAGCAGGUGAUUGAAGUUGCCUGCGGGUCUUACCAUUCUUUGGUCCUAACUUCUGAUGGAGAGGUGUUUGCCUGGGGUUAUAAUAACUCUGGGCAGGUAGGCUCUGGGUCAACGGUGAAUCAGCCCAUCCCUCGAAGAGUCACUGGUUGCUUGCAGAACAAAAUUGUGGUGAACAUUGCGUGUGGACAGAUGUGUUCAAUGGCCGUUGCGGACACUGGGGAGGUCUAUGUCUGGGGGUACAGUGGGAAUGGGCAGCUGGGAUUGGGCAGCAGUGGCAACCAACCAACCCCCUGUCGAGUGGCUGCGCUGCAGGGUAUUCACGUUCAGCAGGUUGCUUGUGGGUAUGCACACACAUUAGUAUUAACAGAUGAAGGUCAAGUGUACGCUUGGGGUGCAAAUUCUUAUGGCCAGUUGGGCACUGGCAAUAAAAGUAACCAGUCCUAUCCUACCCCUGUCGUUGUGGAGAAGGACAGCAGCUGCUGCGGUCAGCCCGGUCCACACCCCACCCCUGACUUCCCUUGUGGAGCGAGGUGUGCCAGAGUCAUAGAGAUUGCAGCCUGUCACUCCACCCACACAUCUGCAGCCAAGACCCAGGGUGGGCACGUGUACAUGUGGGGCCAGUGCCGGGGCCAGUCCGUCAUCCUCCCUCACCUCACCCACUUCUCCUGCACAGACGACGUGUUUGCGUGCUUUGCCACCCCUGCUGUCACCUGGCGCCUCCUCUCUGUGGAAGCUGAUGAUCACCUCACUGUUGCUGAGUCACUGAGGAGGGAAUUUGAUAACCCAGAUACUGCAGACCUCAGGUUUCUGGUCGAUGGGAAAUACAUUUAUACACACAAAGUCCUUCUCAAAAUCAGGUGUGAGCACUUUCGUUCUUCACUGGAAGACAAUGAAGAUGAUAUCGUAGAAAUGAAUGAAUUUUCCUAUCCUGUGUACCGAGCCUUCCUGGAAUACUUAUAUACAGACAGCAUCAGCCUUCCUCCUGAGGAGGCAGUAGGAUUGCUAGAUUUGGCCACAUUUUAUAGAGAGAAUCACUUGAAAAAACUCUGCCAACAAACUAUCAAGCAAGGAAUCUGCGAGGAGAAUGCCAUUGCUCUACUCUCUGCGGCUGUGAAGUAUGAUGCCCAGGAUCUGGAAGAAUUCUGCUUCAGGUUUUGCAUAAACCACCUGACUAUGGUAACACAGACUUCAGGCUUUGCAGAAAUGGAUCAUGAUCUCCUGAAGAACUUCAUCAGCAAAGCUAGCAGAGUUGGAGCCUUUAAAAAUUAAUUCCCACCUACAAGAAGGGAGUUCUGAGCAUUUCCUUCCUCCCUUAAAAAGAAAAAGAAAAAGGAAAACAAAAAAAAACCCCAAGUUCUUUAUUGGACAGUAUUUAUGAUGGGCUAUAUCCAGAACUCUGUGUCUUGUGUCUGCCUAAAUCUGAAGUUUACACGGCGAGCAGCCAUUGCCCUGACCACAUGUGACUACACACAGGAAAAAAUGAAAAUGUCUUAUUAUACUUAUCAUUUCUUCUUUUGAGUCACUGAAGUUGGAUACAUUUGGUGCAUUGGUAUUUAAGGUAUCUUGGCCAUAUGUUCCAUUACUCAGCUGCUUUAAGGGUAGCUAGUCAAGGAAUGCUGUCAUUACGCCAUUUCAGCCACCACACCAUGCCUAGAGUAUGGGAGGUACUCUGUUAAUUCUAAAUUUGUGGAAGACUAAAUGAAGGAGUUACACAAAAUAAAUUCUAAAACGGUCUUAAUUAUUGAGGCUCAUAUUCUUCUGGUACAUCAUUUUGAGAAGUAGUGACUAAUUUAGAGCAAUAAUUAGAAUUCACAAAAGGCCUUAGCAAUUAAAUUGUCAAAGGCCCAAGGGCUAAUUUUAAUUUUCUGUUUACUCUGAUUCAUUUACUUCUCACAUGGGAUUAUUGAAUAUGAAGUAUUAUCUGUGAAUGAAUGUUAUUUCUGGUCUCAUCCACUGUACAUAAUUGCAUAAAGUCCUUCAUUUUAUUUUGUGUGAAAGGGGCUCCACCUCUGUAAGUAAAAAUUAUUUUUUACUUAUAGCUGAUUUUUAUAUCGCUAUCAGAAUAAAAUUGGUUUCUUAAUCUGGCAUUACUAUAAUUUUACUAGAUGAAAAUACAUUUCAUGGUUAGCAUUAGGAAUGAAAGUGAUAGGUAAUUUUAGAUCAAGUUACCCAAUUGCAAAUGUGAAACUGGAUGUAGUGUCAGAUUUUCUAAUUUGUGUCUCACAGUAUGAUGCUAUGUAAAGGAAUCCCUUUUGGGAUUAGAAAUCUUGUUUUGAUGCCCAAUUAUUUGAUAAUAAAGUGCUUAUUUGCAGAUAAUA
Messenger RNA from Perognathus longimembris pacificus (Pacific pocket mouse), 3095 nucleotides. RefSeq names its product RCC1 and BTB domain containing protein 2 (gene Rcbtb2). Bases 325 to 2046 code for a protein of 573 amino acids. Gene Ontology annotation, molecular function: protein binding. The transcript is spliced from 15 exons. The record is from RefSeq and is a predicted model, not a curated record. Lineage: Eukaryota; Metazoa; Chordata; Mammalia; Rodentia; Heteromyidae.